Messenger RNA from Rana temporaria (common frog), 2172 nucleotides. It is a transcript of the gene XKR5, whose product is annotated as XK related 5. The coding region runs from base 1 to 2109 and encodes 702 amino acids. Lineage: Eukaryota; Metazoa; Chordata; Amphibia; Anura; Ranidae. Gene Ontology annotation, biological process: apoptotic process involved in development; phosphatidylserine exposure on apoptotic cell surface; engulfment of apoptotic cell. The record is from RefSeq and is a predicted model, not a curated record. Gene Ontology annotation, cellular component: plasma membrane. The transcript is spliced from 7 exons.
AUGCGCACCUUUGUGUAUCCCGCUUCUCUGGAUUCAACUGCUGCAACGUGGCAGUUGGAAGGAAGCAAUGCUACAUCAUUGUAUUCUGUGAAUCCCUUCAUAAAGUGUGCGGUGGUGGUACAUUACUUCCUUACUGCCCAGUACCUGUGGGCAGGAUGGACUCUCGGCCUGCUCCUUCCUGGCUGCCUCAUCCAGGCUCUCAGCUUUGUCUGGCUACACUCCGAUGGACAUCCACGAUGCCUCGCUCUGGGUCUGGUCCACAUCUUCCAGCUGGGCAUCUUAAAGAGGCAUGUAGAUUGUUUGCAUUUGGCUCUGUGCGGAAGACUUGAUGAGACAUGUCAAGCAAGGGAGCUGGUGAUAAGGCAAGGGGACCUGUCUCUUCUGCGGCUCAUAGAAGCUCUUCUUCAAGCUCUCCCCCAGUUAUUACUUCAGACUUACAUCUAUAUGACUCUGGAGAAGGCAGAUAUCUAUGCAGCUAGCUGUUCCCUGGCAUGCCUCUUGUCUGUGUCCUGGGCACUGGUCUCCUUCAGUCACUUCCUGUGCCUCCUGAGACCUGGGAACCUGUGUCUGCCGUGGGCAUCGGUUCUGUGCCAGCUCCUGUGGAGGAUGGGCAUGGUUGGGACCCGUGUGAUGGCCUUGGUAGUGUUUGCCAGAGUCUUUCAUUUCUGGGUGUUUGCUGUGGGAGGUGCUCACUGGCUGGUGAUGUCUUUCUGGCUGGUGGCUCAGCAGACUGAUGUUAUCAGCAGGCCGUGUUACUGGAGACUCUUCAAUAUCCUCCUCGGAGCUGUCUAUGUCUUCUGCUUUAUUAACGUCCGGGAUGGGCCCUCGCGGUAUCGUGUUGCUAUCUUUUAUGUGAUUAUGUUGCUGGAGAACUGCAUUCUGCUGCUGCUGGCCACGGAUUUCCUGCAGGGGGCAGUGUGGAGUAAUGUGAAGCUGUCUGUAGCUGUCAUGUCAGGAUUCCUGAUUGGUUGUGCUGCUUUAAUCAUUUACUACACACUCCUGCACCCAAAAUCCACAGAGAUUUCCCAAAGCUGUAAGAAAACUGGAACAAAUCGCACCAAACAAGACUCAACUAGUCCCCCUUCCAGAUGGUGGAGCCGAAGUUCCAAGAAGGCGACCAGUGACUUAUUUGGGAAAGAGGAACUGGGUCCAAAGGCUGAAAUCCUUGAAGGUGUUACAGGCGAUGAAGAUCUCCCCUGGAACAAGGUUGCUGAUAAGCGGCAUCACUUGCUUCUACUGAAACUCGCCAUGAAAACUGGAAACAUGUCAAAAAUCAACGCUGCCUUUGGCGAGGGUGGUUUUGGGGACCUCUUUGCAUUUGGAUGUGCACAAAAUGCCCAGCAACCAUUAAUUCAGAACUGUGCCUUAGCUAAUGAAAAAAACCCUGAAAAUGUUAAAACUAGUUCUUUAAAGUCUACCCCAUGGAUGUUAGACCCAGGACAGACAGACAAUGGGCAUGAUCAUAAGUACAUUCUACAUGAAUGUUCUGCUUAUGUUACACUUGAAAACUCCAAAACUGAAAACGUUGACCCAAAGAAUGUGCAAAACCAAAUGAAGGCGUGUGAAACGUUGGGGUACUGUGGGAAAUCCCCUGAUGUUUAUUCUGUUGGUUCUCCAGGCAAUGGAGCCCUUGGAAGCCCAACGCUGUACUUUAGCGCACACGCUGAAGGAAUGGUUCAACCUGGGAAGGAUUCGCACUUGGAUGUUCCAGAAAUUUGCAUGAAACCUCAGACUGAUAGCCCAAUAAAAAAGUUGCCAGAGAGUGAGACCGAGAAUAUUCAGGUUAUGUGUGUCAGUCCUAUUCUGAAUUUGCCCACCAACAGUAACUUCCACAGGAGCAUUGGAGAAGAUACGGGAAGUUUGUGCGAGGAGUCUGAUAUUUCCCAUGAUGAUUCUGGAGUUCCAGAAAUAGAGGAACCUAUGUCAAAACGAGGCUACCAUUUGCUACCAUCUGGCAUCCUUCCUUCAUCUGUAAGAGGAAGGCUUGUCCAGGAAGAGAAGCCUUGUUUCACCUCCACCCCCAAACCACAAGCCACCAAUGUGGAAUCGGAACCACGAGAGUCCACAAAGGCCAGACGGAGGCUAGAUCAGUUGACUGAGAGACUCUAGACCUAUGGAAGGUCUCCUAAGCUAUGAUAGAUGUGGUUCAUGGUCACAAUGCAGUACCCAUCU